Messenger RNA from Sinocyclocheilus rhinocerous, 2169 nucleotides. RefSeq names its product BRMS1 like transcriptional repressor a (gene brms1la). The transcript has 11 exons. The coding region runs from base 336 to 1307 and encodes 323 amino acids. Lineage: Eukaryota; Metazoa; Chordata; Actinopteri; Cypriniformes; Cyprinidae. The record is from RefSeq and is a predicted model, not a curated record.
GUCCCUGCUUUUCAGUGGGUAGCAUGCCUUAAUAAAGUAAAACAGAAAGGUUUUUUUUUUGGUUACAAAAUUAUUAACAGGUAAAGCGAUUUAAUAUGCAAGGGCCCCCCUUUUUGAUUUAAUCAUAUCUGGACGAAACGACAGCUGCCGGUCAUUUGCAAGAUUUGAACGUUUGCUAGCAUGAUACAUCUAACGUUAGAUGUUUAUGUAUCUGUUUUGUUUUUAGCAAUAACAUCAAGCUAACAAACACAUCUGCUCACAAAAAAAGAAGAGUAAUUUAAAGGUGAGAAGUAGUUCAGUAGAUUUCUCGGUAGUCAUAGUUUAAAAAAAACGGAAUGCCAGCGCACUCGAGAGAAAAGAAGGAGAGCAACCAUGAAGAGAUGGAGGUGGAUUUCGCAGAGCAAGAGGGGAGCAGCUCAGAAGAUGAGGAUACAGAGAGCUCUUCUGUCUCUGAAGAUGGGGAAAGUUCAGAAAUUGACGAUGAGGAUUGUGAAAGGAGAAGGAUGGAAUGCAUAGACGAAAUGACUAAUCUAGAAAAACAGUUCACUGAUCUCAAAGACCAGUUAUAUAAAGAGAGGCUGAGUCAAGUUGAUGCCAAACUUCAGGAAGUGAUGUCAGGAAAGGCACCAGAGUACCUGGAACCCCUUGCAAAUCUUCAGGAGAACAUGCAGAUUAGAACUAAAGUUGCAGGUAUCUACAGAGAAUUGUGCUUGGAAUCAGUGAAGAAUAAAUACGACUGUGAAACCCAAGCAGCGUUCCAGCACUGGGAGAGUGAAAAACUGUUAUUAUUUGAUACGGUUCAAAGUGAACUAGAGGAGAAGAUCAGACGUUUGGAGGAAGACCGUCACAGCAUAGAUAUUACCUCAGAGCUCUGGAACGAUGAGUUACAAUCAAGAAAAAAUAAGAAGAAAGAUCCCUUCAGUCCAGACAAAAAGAAAAAGCCUGUCGUUGUGUCAGGCCCAUAUAUAGUUUACAUGCUGCAAGACCUGGAUAUACUGGAAGAUUGGACUGCUAUUAGAAAGGCCAUGGCAACAUUAGGACCUCACAGAGUAAAGACUGAUGUCUCUUCAAAGAGUGACAGACACCAGCACAAUGCCCGCUCAGAGGACGUACGCUUGUUUUACGACGGGGAAUGUUACAGCCGUGGACAAGCCAUAUGUAUCGACAAGAAAGACGAGUAUCCUAUGAGCGCGUUAAUAACUACAGUCAAUCAUGAUGAAGUCUGGUUUAAGCGAGUCGAUGGGAACAAGUCAAAACUCUACAUCUCACAGCUUCAGAAAGGCAAAUACACCAUAAAACAUGCCUGAUCUACCUGAGAUCUGAUUAGAUGUCAGGAUGGCAGUCUGUCAUGUUUAAUAGUGCCAUUUUAUGUACAGUAUAUCAUGAUUUAAAUACCUUUUUGAUGUUUAAAAACAUAUGUUGGUGUAUUAUCUGUCAUUUGAAAUGUGAGGAAAGUUUAUGUUAUUUUAUUGUAUAUUCAGUGCAAUACCAUUAAUAAGAUUAUUGCACCAAACAGGUCAAAAAUGUAGUAUAAUUACUACCAUGAAAUGUGGGACUUUUGUAUUUCGAUGACUGGGCUCAUUUUCCAUUUUAGUUCUGCUCAGUGGUGUUUGAACCCAAUUCUAAUGAGUAGUGAUUUCUAAUGCCAUGUCUGGCUACCAAAUGGUUUCCUACUUUUUUACAUUUCUGCCUCAUCACUGUGUUCCGAUACAAAUGAUAUGCCACAAUUUGCAUUUGCCAUUCUUGGUGGCUUUUUUUUCUAACAGUGUAAUGAAAUGGUCUUGCUUGUGCGGCAUCUUAUAUGAAAUAAAGCUAUUUGAAGUAUUUUUAGGAGUGAAAAAACAAGACGACGUUAUCACACCUUUUCAGAGUCUCAGCUCUUCAAACAGCUGUUUUCUGUUCAAGAUGUGAUCUUGCUGCUCUAUUUACAGUCUAAACAAGCCACAAAUGUGGUGAAUACUUUAUAUAAUUCAUUGUAAUGGGCAUUUCAGUUCUGGUCAUUGGUUCAGUGUUGUCAUGUGGGGUUAUAGCACCACCCUUUGGUUUCAUUGUUGUACUGUUCCUGUUGUUUUUUUAUGCCUUUUUUCUUGAUUUAUCCAUACUUUUGAAAAUUCUGUGCUGAAUGUUGUUUUUUUCCAGUUAUGAAUUUACAUUGAACAGACUUUCAAA